Messenger RNA from Thermochaetoides thermophila DSM 1495, 2241 nucleotides. RefSeq lists its product as uncharacterized. The transcript is spliced from 3 exons. The coding region runs from base 1 to 2241 and encodes 746 amino acids. Gene Ontology annotation, molecular function: protein binding. Lineage: Eukaryota; Fungi; Ascomycota; Sordariomycetes; Sordariales; Chaetomiaceae. The record is from RefSeq and is a predicted model, not a curated record.
AUGUCUUCGAACCGACCAGAUGCCCUCGAUCUGAGGUCAAAAUCCCAAGCUUCCAUUUCACGCCCACUCCGAUCCCCCCGUCUCCAUGUUGCCGGUGAAAUCCCUCCCGAACGCUCACCACUUGAGGAGCUGGUCCAUCAUACUGUACUGCUUCAGCGGCAAUUGGAGGAAUCUGCAAAGAACGGUCGGCGCAUAAGUCGGCUACCUCCCUUGACUCCAGAGAGCCCUUUGAUUGUCCAGACCAGGUCCGAAUAUUAUCGGUCACGCUCCCAAGACUCUCAUCACAACGACGACGAUGAUCACAGCGUUCUCGAUAGGCAUGAUAAUGGCAACAGUAACCACUUAGGCCUCGGCUUGAGGACGGAGGAGGUCGAUGUCAACAACCGGCCGAGAUCCGUGCAUCCAACCCUCGGACAGAUCGACCCGGUCACUGAUCAGUCGAUCCCUGUGCCAGCUAUACCAACUCAGUUUAUGGAUUCCUCCAGAGGCAGACAGCCGAGUGACGCUGGUGAGAAUGGCGGUUACUUUGGCGUCGGGGCACGGCGAGAGCAAUCUCCCGGGCCAAUCGAACGUAAGCCUUCUGAUCUCGAGAAGGUUAUAACGAAUCAGUCCGGUGCAACAGCCAAUCAUGACGGCAGUCAGAAGCCAUCGCCAUCACCUGCUACUGGCCCUUGCUUAACCAACUCACCUGAGAGAUAUGGGGGCAAGAGCUCGUUUGACGGCGGCAACCUGGUUCCUCCCCGGCCGCUGUUCACCAAGCGCAGCUCGAGCUUACAGUCCUCCCCCCUCGAAUCAACCGAUGAGGAAUUCAAUAGCUCGCUAAGCACAUCGAUGCACUCGCAGAGCUCACGCAAGUUUUCCACUAGUAGUGGUGUUAUGUCCCCUGCUUAUGGCUCCUUUGGGCGUUCUCCUUCCAGUGCCUCGGACGCUUCUAUCCUGCCCCGACCGACUUUCAACUUUUCACGACCUCUCAGCCGAGCAGGAACGCCGAGCUUUGAUACAAGGCCUGAUAUGGUAGCACCGCCGGCGCGGCAGGCUUCCUGCGACAGCCAUACCUCUUUUCUGCCCGAGGAGAACGUGUGUACGCCUGUUAGCACCCGCAGCGAGGCAAACCGUGAAAUCAAUGGAGACAACGAAACUUCACCAGCACCGUCACACAUCUAUUCCAAAUUCAACUUGCCUCGUGGAAAGUCGGUUCAACGAAAUAUAUUUGAAGAUAUGAAUGGGGCAUCGUCCUCCUUGGAUGAGCAAGUCCCGUCGUCGCCGACCCAGAAAUCCUCAACCUAUCCACUGGUCGGGCAACCGCCACCGUCGCCACCGACUCGCCCUUCGAGCUCUGGAGGUGUCAGACAGACCGACGAUGAAAAUGCUAGGCGGCCGUCUUCGGAGAGGAGCAAGCUUCACGAUGUUCCUGCAUGCCUCCGACCUGCUCAACAACCGUCGCCCAACCCCAGUCGACCAUCGACUGAUGAUACUCGCCCUUCCAUGGACGAACCCAGAGGGCGAUCCACGGCCCCGAGGCCAUCGUUAUCGGCCGCUACCAGUGACUCAGCUAGUACCAUCAAGCCCAGCCACCACUCCUCGAAUCCCGUCGGGCCUGCUAUGGCUGAGCUUUCUGCUGAAGAGCAUGUCAGCAAGGCUAUUGCCCUUCAUGAGAACGGCUCCCUGCAGGAAUCGACAUGGCAUCUGCAGCAUGCUGCCAAGAUGGGCCAUCCAACCGGCAUGCUACUCUAUGCUCUCGCCUGUCGUCAUGGUUGGGGCAUGCGUCCAAACCCGCGAGAGGGUGUUGAGUGGCUGCGUCGUGCGGCUGAGUCGGCUCAUCUAGAGAUCGCUGAGGAUGAAGAGAUGGUUAAGGAAGGAAAACAUGUGGACUCGGCCGAGCGUAAGACGCGUAAGGCGCAGUUUGCGCUUAGCAUCUAUGAGUUGGGUGUGAGCCAUAUGAAUGGCUGGGGCGUAGAGCAGGAUAAGGCAUUGGCAUUGAGAUGUUUUGAGAUCGCUGCAUCUUGGGGUGACGUCGACGCGAUGGCCGAAGCUGGAUUUUGCUAUGCUCAGGGCAUUGGCUGCAAAAAGGAUCUUAAGAAAAGCGCCAAGUACUAUCGUGAAGCUGAGGCCAGGGGCAUGAGCAUGGUUGGGAACAGUUGGAUCCAUAAGCCGAAAUACGCGGACGAUCCUCCUAAAGACCAGCAGCGCUCCAAAUCCAGGACAAGGAAGAGUAUCUUCAGCCGGAGGAAAGAUGCGUGA